AGCACUGGAGUAAAGAACAAUGUUUGGAAACUGUACAAAACAGGCUCAUUCUUUGGCCAUUUUACAACUGUGUAGAUCAUUGGACUUAAUAAUAAAACAGUUGACACUACAAUUACAAAUCUCUUAUCAUGUUGCCAUACAAGGCAUGCUAAAACUGGGUUAGGGGUUCUCAUAAUUCUGUACAUUUGUGGUAUUUAUACUUUCAAAUUUCUAAAUGUCUCAUUUCUGGAUGUGAUUUUAUCAGUUUUUGUACAGUUUUUUUGUUUUUUUUGUACAGCUUGCUCAUAUGUUUCCCCUAAAUAUUACAUAAAUGUUCAGUUUUUAACAAUGGAGUUGCAGUUGAUUUUUUUAAGCCAUAUUUUGCUUAUGCUUGAAGUUGGUCCAUAAUCUUGUUAUAUUUUUUUUUUCACCAUACUGAAGAAUAUGAAAGACCUGAAUUAUGAGACAAUGUAGAGGCAAAAAAACAAGAUGAUGCCCUCUCCUGGCAACUUGUUGAAGAUUACAAGUUUCUUUGGAACAAUAAAAUCAUGAUAUUCAGUUUGACUCAGUAUAUAACAGUAAAUAAAGUACAUAAUUAUAUUUAAAAAAUAAAAUCAUAAAACACAAAGAUUACUUUAGAAGACUUUAAACUCUUUAAAAAACUAAGAGUUAUACUUAGUGAUAUACCUUUGAUUUCCAGAACACGAUUUAUUGUUAAUGUGUGAUUAAAGAUUCUGAAUUAAGUAUUAAAAUAUGUAUUUAAAUGUGUAUAUGGCUGAUGGAGGGAGAGUCUUCUUUUUAACAAUAAUUAUUUCUUUAGUAAAACUUAACAUUAAUAUUAAAAUAAAUUAUUGGCUGACUGAAAUUUAAUGACAGUGUCACAUUAUAACGCAUGAUUUAUUUUAAUGAUUGAUUUAUUUUAAUGUGCACACUUUAACCACACAAAGAAGUUAUUUCAACCCUCAGUCUUUCAAAAAAGUCAGAGUUCAGUGUAUGACUUAUUCAAGGUUUCUAAAAAAGGUAAAAUGUACAGCACAACUUUUUUUUAUUCUUAAUGCAAUAAAUGACAUCAAAUAAAACUGUAAGUAAUCUUUACAACCAAUAACAGUAUGAAGUAAUAAUAGUGCAAAGAAUCAAAUUGAGACAAUCUUUUCAUGUCACACUGUAAUGCAGCAGUGUUUGAUCUUAUACUCGUAUGCAGUGGGGGCGCUUGGCCAGAGAUGGCGCUAUUGAGUAUAUAUUAGUUUCAGCGCCGUUUCCCUCCAUGGUUUCUGCUCUCCCAGAGUAACUUGGCGCUGGGCUCAGAUCAUUAUACAGUCCCAUAUUCUCCCUCCAUUAGGCAUCUUUCUACCUUUUGGGCUGAACAGAAAUUCCUCCAGAACCCAAGAGGGAAGAGUCCAACUUUUAAGGGGCGAAAUGGACAUGAAAAAGAGGAUUCAUUUGGAGCUGAGGAACAGGACACCAUCUGAUGUACGAGAACUUGUCCUCGACAACUGCAGAUCAAAUGAAGGGAAAAUUGAAGGCCUCACAGCAGAAUUUGUUAAUCUUGAAUUUCUAAGUUUGAUAAAUGUUGGUCUGCUCUCAGUAUCCAACCUUCCUAAACUCGGAAAACUAAAAAAGUUGGAACUCAGCGACAACAGAAUCUCUGGUGGCCUUGACGUUUUAGCUGAAAAACUCCCCAAUCUCACACAUCUAAACCUAAGCGGCAACAAACUGAAAGACAUCAGCACAUUGGAACCAUUGAAAAAACUCGACCAUCUGAAGAGUCUUGACCUUUUCAAUUGUGAAGUCACAAACCUGAACGACUACCGGGAAAGCGUCUUCAAGCUCCUUCCACAGCUCACGUAUCUGGACGGCUACGAUCUGGAUGACCGAGAGGCGUCAGACUCUGAUGGAGAGGUCGAUGGAGUGGACGACGAUGAUGACGAGGAAGGAGAAGAUGAGGACGAGGAGGAGGAUUUUGAUGAAGAGGAAGAUGAGGAUGAUGAUGAAGAUGAGGUUGAAGGAGAGGAGGAUGACGAGGACGGCAGUGGAGAGGAUGAGGAGGAAGACUUCGGUCAGGAUGGAGAAGUAGAAGAUGACGAAGAGGACGAUGACGACGACGAUGAUGAAGAAGAGCAAGGAGCAAAGGGUGAGAAGAGAAAACGAGAAGCAGAUGAUGAAGAUGACGAGGAUGAUGAGGAGGAUGAUUAAGAGCCAAUGAACAACUCUGUUACCAACCCUUCCCUGUCCUUCUUUUCCCUCACCAACUCUGCUGUCCCAUCAACUUUCCUGCCCUUCCACGACUCCCCCAUUACCCAAGCAAAAGCUAAGCUCCCUGUGGGGGCAAGACUGUACCGGACGGGUGGAGCUGUUCAUAUGGAGCCUACGAGCUGAAUGAAAGCCUUCUGGAUCUCUGGCUCACUCAGCAUUCCACAAGUCCACUGUCAAUCCCCUGCCCGUUUGUGUUUCCAAACCUCUGGGGACUUUGGGGACUGCUAUUUAGUUUUGGGUCUGUGCUUUUAAUAUUUUGUUGAAAGUGUUUUUUUUUUUUUCCUCUUCUUUUUUCUUUUGUUGACUUUUUUUCCUACCCACUUAGUUUUUGUUCCAAAUUUCCCAGAUUGCUAUAGCAACUGUGUGACAAGCGAGCCAUCAUUUUAGUGUGGCAGCCUGUGGCACAAAUCAAGGUUGUAGCUACAUUUUUACUUUCUGUAAGACAAAAACUUUGUAAAUAAAAUAACAUUUUGUGCUUUGCUCGCUCUCC
Danio rerio (zebrafish) is the source of this 2722-nucleotide messenger RNA. The record is from RefSeq and is a predicted model, not a curated record. Lineage: Eukaryota; Metazoa; Chordata; Actinopteri; Cypriniformes; Danionidae.